This is a messenger RNA of Kwoniella shivajii, 2847 nucleotides long. RefSeq lists its product as uncharacterized. Gene Ontology annotation, molecular function: dolichol kinase activity. The coding region runs from base 1 to 2847 and encodes 948 amino acids. Gene Ontology annotation, cellular component: endoplasmic reticulum membrane. Gene Ontology annotation, biological process: dolichyl monophosphate biosynthetic process. The record is from RefSeq and is a predicted model, not a curated record. Lineage: Eukaryota; Fungi; Basidiomycota; Tremellomycetes; Tremellales; Cryptococcaceae. The transcript is spliced from 9 exons.
AUGGUGGGAGGUUCUCUGCCACGGUUUCAAGAUCACGAUCAAUUGAGGACUCAGCAUGAAAACGGAAACGGAAACGGAAACGGCAACGGCAACGGCAACGAGAAUGCUGUAAUAGAGGAUAAUUACAACCAUAACGAUAAUGAUAACGAUAACGAUAACGAAAACGAAAACGAACAUGAAAAUGGGUUCUCAACUCAAUAUGGUGCUUCAGCAAGUUCACCUUCAUGGAUAAGUGGAAGUGAAGAUGGUGAAUUUUUAGGUGAAUUAGGUGGUGAAAAGACAGAAGUUGAAGAUGAACGUAAAAACAAUAAAUCAAGUAGAACCAAUAGGAGAUUGAGCGAACAUGUCGAACAAGAUAGAAUAGCAUCGACUUCGCCUCUGCCAGGAUCAACGAAUAGAAGAAACGUGAAAGAUCAACAUCAUCCAAUGCCGUCCCCAUAUCACCUGUUUCCAAUCAACGUAGAGCUGAGAGUACCUUUGUCUACGAAUUCAGAUCGAAAAGGAAAAGGAAAAGCUAUAGAUUUGAGUUUUAGAAUUACAAGGAGAAGAUGUGAAAAUGCUAUUCUACUCUCAGCUGUGAUACUUGGAGUAUGGAAACUUGGUCAUCAAUGGGAUGAGAAAGCUUUAGCAGGAGAAAUCAGUUUGUUGAUAGGUUUAUCAAUCCUCUACACCACUUUAAGAUUCCGUCCAACUCGGCAGAAACUACCAUCACCUCAACCGUCUUCUAAUGGUAGAUCACCAUCGCCGCAACUUGCCCCUCCUUCUAUCUCUUCCACUAUGAUUCGCGAUAGAUCAGGUAAAAAUACACUCAAUAACUCUGCCAACGGCAUGUCACCCUUCUUUGUCGGCAAGGAAGAUCCUCGUUUGCGGACUGGGUCACUUACGAUAGACGAGGAUGGUUUGGUCGGUCUGGGUGGAAGGGGUUGUUUGUGGGGCACAGAACCUAGAGAAUACAGAGAAUGUCUUGACGACGGAAUUUUCUUCGCGCUUCUCCUGGCACCCCUGGUAGCAUCUGCUUUAUUACACGCCGCCUUGAACCAACUCGCUUCAAACCCAAGUUCUCCUUUACCCGAUAACUGGAAAAUCGAGUUCCCACUUGUAUUACCUUCGACGCCUGUUCGAAAACUUCCAGGAGAGAACUCGAUCCAAUUGAUACCGACUGACACUGUACAAGCUCUGUCAGCUUUAGUGACUUCUCGAAGAAAUUUGGUUCAACUGUUCACUCUGUGCGGUUUCGUCCUCCUUGUUCACCUGACAAAAUCACUUUACGUAGAGAUCAAAUUAUCGAAGAAUAGCCUUAUUUCAUCCCCACCAAUAUCAUCCGUGACGCUUGAAAGGGAAAACAGUGAUCACUCUCGAUUUUCAAAUCAACAAGCGAGUUUUGCUGGAACAUAUUGGCUCAGAUUAGGAGAGUGGAAACGUACACGGAGUGUUGUUGGAUUCUCUUUUCUAGUGACCGGAUGUUGUGUGAUUGUGAAAAUCGUUACGGCUAUCAUCGGCAGGGGUGUAUGGAGCGACAUGUCGCCUUCUGAUAUUGUCAUUGCGACUCUUUUCUACCAAUUCAGUCUAUACGUGUGCGUCAGAUUGGCGCGAAGGGGUUUCACUCUUGGAGAGCUAGGAGUGGUAUGUAACGCUGCGACAGCUUUGUUCAUGGAGACUGUCAACUUGACAAGGAUGAAGAUUGUCCUACUGCAAAUACCUUAUAUCAAGACGUACCGACUUCCCACACCGUUACUUACAUUUCAGCUCGCCCUCAUUCCUGGAUCUUUGCUUGCAGGUUUCCUACUAUCACCUUUGCUGUAUCUAUCGCGAAAUCUCGCUCAAAAACCCGCCCAUCGAUUACGAUUCCCACACGAAAAGCCAGUUCAUCGUCGACUCCUGGCUCUUGGUUUCUACGCCGGAUCAGCGUUGGUCUGCGGUGGAUUAGUUGGAGUAUGGACACAAUGGUUAUUGAACGGUAGAAACCCAUGGGUUUGGAUCGUAUAUUGGUUCUUCGAAGGUAAACAUGCCUGGACUCGACCUGUUUUGAUUAGUUACUGGGGUGCAUUAGCGGCCAUUUCAGUUGCUGGAUGGAACAGACAAUUGAGUAGAGCGAGAAGACAUAAAAGGUAUACUGUUCCCGGAACGACUUCUACAAGAGGUGAAAAUCCUAAUAAUACCCCUCAAGGAAACAUCCAAGCGCCAGGAGAAGCAUUCAGUGGUGUAGCAAGUUCGAUGAUGGAUGCUGCCGAUCAAAGAAUGCCAACGUUGUCUGUCAACGCCAGAAGAAAAUUCUUUCAUGCUUUAGCAGUGGUCAUGUUCAUACCUGGAAUAGCGGUCGAUCCCGCUUUCACGCAUUUAUCAUUCAGUGUAGCUUUUGCAGCAUUUAAUUUCGCUGAAUACAUCCGUUAUUUCGCUUUAUGGCCUUUUGGAGUAUCAGUUCAUUUGUUCCUGAACGAAUUUCUGGAUCAUAGAGAUUCUGGAACGGCUAUUUUGAGUCAUUUUUACUUGUUAGCUGGUUGUGCUUCACCACUUUGGCUUGAAGGACCAUCGGAAAUAUUAUCGUAUUUCGGAGUUCUCUCGUUAGGUAUCGGUGAUGCACUCGCCAGUAUAGUAGGUAGAAGAAUAGGUAAAGUGAAAUGGACUUCUUCAUCAGGUAAAACAGUCGAAGGGAGCAUCGCAUUCCUGUCAUCAAUGUUGAUAUCUUCAGGAUUACUUUGGUUAUUCGGUCUCACAACUUCAUUCAGAUCAAUACCAUAUAUCAUAACUACAACCCUGGCAACAAUGUUGGAAGCCUUUUCGGAUCAAAACGAUAAUUUGAUUUUACCGAUGUAUGGUUGGGCUUUAGGUAUAUUAUUAGGUGUAUAA